UGUUCCACAGUAGUUAACAAUGUAACUUAGCACAGGCGCCGUCAUGGACGAACCGGACACGGCAGCGAUACUUCCCGUAGGUGACGGCCCGAAGACCUCCACCGAAGAUGCCAGCGGUUCCAUGGAGCAGCAAGACGACGUCCGCGUCCGGAACGUGCGCCCACCGUUCGCCUGCCCGCGGCCGCUGCCGGUGUCGGUCGAGCCGGUCUUGUUCCUGUCCAUGUUCUCGCUGAGCCUCCAGGCUCCUCUGGCCACUCAGUACAUCUGGGACCGGAUGAGCCAGGACCUGGGCUUCAAUGGCACCAAGAGCUCCGGCUGCAGCAACAGCUCUGGCCCCGCGGACCCGCUACUGCAGGAAGUGGAAACUCUGACGGCUCACUGGAACCUGUACAUCAAUCUGGCGGGCUUCUCGGUGGGUCUGCUCAUGGUUCCCCUGCUGGGCUCCUGGAGUGACCUUGCAGGUCGGAGGCCGGUCCUCAUCGUGCCCAGUCUGGGCCUGGCCCUGCAGGCCAUCAUCUACCUGCUGGUCAUGUACCUGAAGCUCCCGGUGGCCUACUUUCUGGUGGGGCGGCUGCUCAGCGGCCUGUCAGGUGACUUCAACGCCAUCCUGGCCGGCUGCUUCGCGCACAUCGCCGACAUCAGCGACAGAAGCUCUCGCACCUUCCGUGUGGCCAUCCUGGAGGCGUGUUUAGGUCUCUCUGGGAUGCUGGCCAGUAUCAUUGGCGGGCACUGGCGAAGAGCUCAAGGGUACAUCAAUCCAUUCUGGCUGGUCCUUGCCACCAGCCUGGCUUCAGCGCUGUACGCCUUCCUCUUCGUGCAGGAAUCUGUUCACCCUGACCCCAGCGCCAGACUCCUCACCGCUCGCCAUCACAAGGCCGUGUGGCGCCUCUUCAGGACGGGCGGCAGCUCCAGCGAGGACUCUGGGAAGCUCCACCGUUACAAGCUGUGGCUCUACACCUUGUGCUUCUUCCUGGUGGUCAGCGUCCAUUUCGGGACCCGAGAGCUCUACGUGUUGUACGAGCUGAGCACGCCCCUGUGCUGGGGCUCCGCUCUGAUCGGAUACGGCUCCGCGGCUCUGCAUGUGGCCUAUCUGAGCAGCCUUGUGGGGUUGAAGGUCAUGAAGCUGUGCCUGAGGGACUCGUGGGUGGCAGUUAUGGGUUUGAUCUCCAACAUGACUGGGCUGGUGGUCCUCUCUCUGGCUGACACCACGGAGCUCAUGUUCACAGGUUACGGUCUACUCUUCCUCUUCAUGGCCACAACUCCAGUCCUCAGGUCAAAGCUGUCCAAGCUGGUGGGACACUCUGAACAAGGUGCACUGUUUUCCUCGGUGGCCUGUGUGGAGAGUCUGUGUUACCUGGUGGGGAGCGCCGUCUUCAACUCCCUCUACCCUGCGACGCGGCACUUCAUGAAGGGCUUCCCCUUCCUCUUCGGCAGCCUCCUCCUCCUCUUCCCCACAGCAAUUAUCGGGAGCCUGGAGUGUCUAGGCCGAAGGAGAAGGACUGCAGCAUCAUAAGUGGCGGAAACGUCACAUUUUUAAAUGAGCCAUAUCAGAAGGGAGCGCAACACUGACACCUGCUUUUAUGAUGUCAGGAGAGACUUUGGACCAAAGCGCUGUACUGUGAAAAAGCACAGUAAGAUUUGCAAUCUUUCAAAUGUAUGGUCAUUUUUUUACUCGCCUUUUAUAAAGCUGAUUUGUGUCUGUUGGCUGAAAAGUUGCCAUCAACUUAUUACACUUAAAUGGCUGUCAAAUAAUGACUAUACAGUAGCAAUGACUGACUCGCUGCUUUGCGACGCUACUUUGCAUUUGUCUUCAAUGUUUAUACUUUGCUGCUGUGACAAGCAGAUGUCCCGUCGUUGGAAGAAUAAAGGCGACCUAUUUAUUUUGAUCUAAGUUAUUGUUCAUGCUCGCAACAAUUUCAAUCAGUAAUGGCUGACAACGGUGCUGAUCAUCGCGGAUUCUGCUGUGCACACAUUAAUGAUCAACAGCAGAGCGAGUCAAACAGUAGUGACAGCCUGGGGUCAGUUACACUGUGACUCUCCUUCACACCAGCAACACCAGAUAGUCCCAGAGCUCAAACCCGUAACCAACACGUGCGCAAAGGUCAAGUGGCAGUUGCCCAUAAGAGGGAGAGGACCUGACAAAAUGAGUCUCAGAGGGAAUGUUAGAGGUCAAGUGAAGAAUUAAACUGAGCUCAGGCGAUCGAACGGCAAAAACGUGAGUCGACCCAGUCAGAUGUUUUGACUUUUGGCUUGACUCAAAAUCAGAAAACAGUUCAUAAAUAGAGGCUUGAGACACCUUUAAAACAGCAACACGUGGAAGUGAGUUGGAGAUGCUUUAACCCUCCGGUCGUGUUUUGGUCAAAUCUGAUCCUUCUCAUGUUUGUAUUUUCACUGCAACAUAUGUUCUUGAAAGCUAAAAUGAGCGUUAAAUAAAUAAUAGUGAUGAACGGCUUUUGUAUUAACUAAAGAUCAGUUAAAACAUACCGGUCAGAAACGUUAAAAACAUGGGAAUCCAGCGUGAUCAUGACAGAGGGAUCGACUUUAGUCUGACAUGUUGUGGUGAACAUUUGUAUUGCAGUCAUUGACGUCGCUUCCUGUCAACUUUGCAAUAGUUUCGCGAAAGAUAUCUUGAUGUCAUGUGAAACACAGCCGGUAACAUCAUGAACACACCACACGCUUGACAACGGAAUUGAUCAGGAGCCUUUUAAUGUACAUUUCAGACACCAGGAAUGAAACAAGGCAGCUUUCACAGUGUAAACAACCAUGGGUUGGUAACUGAACACGAGAAUAACAUGACAUCACAACUAAGGGCGGCAGAGAAAUAAAUGUCAAGUGUUCUCUGACUCCCAGCGUGCCUCAAUGAUGCAUUGCACUUUAUUAGGGACACAUGCAGACGCCUGCUCGUAUUAUUAUUAUUAUUAUUAUCAUUAUUAUUAUGAUCAUCAGUGCCUCCUCAC
Synchiropus splendidus (mandarinfish) is the source of this 2957-nucleotide messenger RNA. It is a transcript of the gene slc46a1, whose product is annotated as solute carrier family 46 member 1. Lineage: Eukaryota; Metazoa; Chordata; Actinopteri; Syngnathiformes; Callionymidae. The record is from RefSeq and is a predicted model, not a curated record. Gene Ontology annotation, biological process: transmembrane transport. Gene Ontology annotation, molecular function: transmembrane transporter activity. The coding region runs from base 44 to 1513 and encodes 489 amino acids. Gene Ontology annotation, cellular component: plasma membrane. The transcript has 6 exons.